This is a messenger RNA of Protopterus annectens (West African lungfish), 6523 nucleotides long. RefSeq names its product kirre like nephrin family adhesion molecule 2 (gene KIRREL2). Gene Ontology annotation, cellular component: cell-cell junction. Gene Ontology annotation, biological process: cell-cell adhesion. The transcript is spliced from 15 exons. The record is from RefSeq and is a predicted model, not a curated record. Lineage: Eukaryota; Metazoa; Chordata; Ceratodontiformes; Protopteridae. Bases 621 to 2855 code for a protein of 744 amino acids. Gene Ontology annotation, molecular function: cell adhesion molecule binding.
GUGAAUCAGGCAAGGAGUUAGAGAACAGUAGCAUCACAGAGUUAGGCACUAACAGCUCUUGUUUCUAGCUGUCUUAUCUCAACUAGCUGACAAUUCAAGCAAACCUCCUGUGAAAACAAAGCAGCACUGAAGUAAAGCAGCAGCAAAAGGGAAUGAAGUCAGCAUUUGUGAGGUGCACUUAUUUAAUAUUUACUGAAUCCUGAUACUAGGAGCUGUUUUGGCAGAUAACUGGCUACAUCUGCACCUAGGAGACAUCGAGUCCUGAGAAGAGGAGAAAAGACUAAGGAGACAAUCUGCCUACACGUGAGGUUUCUUCUGCAAAUAAGUGUAGUGUAACAGCAGACUGCUGGAGGUUCUAUUCUGAUUCUCUGCAAGGACAGCCCUAUUUAACUGAUGGAAUAGAGGGGAUGUUUUUUGAAAAGAUCUAGGAAAGCAGCAAUAAAAAUCCACUUGGUAAGGUAUUGUAAAAGGGAGACACAUUGUUUUGUAAAAGAAUAAAGUUCUUUAAAAGAAGUUAAAAGCAGGACCAGGAAUCAACAGAAAGGAACAACAAAACCACUUCAUCUGUGAGACCCAGUCAUAAUCCUAGCAAGAAAUCUUCAAAAUCUACAGAGGGGGAAAUGCUCUUCUUCAUAGUGUUCGGUGUGGCUCUGCUUCAGUGUGGCUUCCUCAGAGAAGGCUUUGCAGCAUCUUUCUCCCAGCAACCUGUGGAUCGAGAUAUUAUCUCUGGGCAGUCAGUGACAUUGCCAUGUGUUGUGGUAGGAUAUAAAGGCAUUGUACAGUGGACAAAGGAUGGACUAGCCCUUGGUGGAGAACGUGAUUUGCCAGGCUGGUCCCGGUACUCUAUCACAGGUGAUGGCUCUUCUGGAGAGUAUAACCUUCGCAUUGAAUCAGCUGAGCUUGAGGAUGAUGCAGUAUAUGAGUGUCAGGCAACGCAAGCAGCACUCCGAUCCCAGAAGGCAAAACUGAAUGUUUUAAUACCACCUGGUGAGCCUGUAAUUGAGAAUGGUCCUGUCGUGAAACUAAAGGCAGACACACCAUAUAAUCUAACCUGCAAGGCACCGGGGGCCAAACCCGCUGCUGAAAUUACUUGGUACCGGGAUGGGGAACGGCAAGAUACAGCCAUCUAUUCUAAAGAAGUCAUGCCAGAUGGGAAAAGGGAGAAUGCAGUGAGCAUGCUUCUCAUCACACCAACAAGUAAGGACAGCGAGCGACAGUUUAUAUGUAACGUGACUAACCGUGCUGCACCCGCUGGCAAACAAACAAAAGUUACACUUAAUGUGCUGCAUCCACCUACAGUUACUCUUUCUGUCCAGCCACAAACUGUUUUAGAAGGCGUGAGAGUUAAGUUUCUGUGCACAGCAAGGGCUAAUCCUGAGGUUACUGGAUUCAGGUGGGCAAAAGGUGGAGUUCCAAUUCCAGAGGCAAACGGAGACAGCUAUGAAGCAGUGGUCGACCACACUUUCUUCACUGAGCCAGUGUCUUGUGAGGUCAGCAAUAUCGUAGGCAGCACAAACAUCAGCACCCUUGUGGAUGUUCACUUUGGGCCACGACUGAUUUCUGAGCCAAAGCCUCUCACUGUAGAUGUUGGCAAUGAUGCUGGAUUUACAUGCAACUGGGCAGGAAAUCCACCACUUACACUGGCAUGGACCAAGAAAGGAUCGAGUGUGGUUCUAAGCAAUGGCAAUACCUUGCAGCUGAAGUCUGUGACACAAGAAGAUGCUGGAAUUUACAUCUGCAAGGCAAUUGUUCCCCGAAUCGGUGUGGCAGAGAAAGAGGUGACUCUAACUGUGAAUGGUCCUCCUAUCAUAACUGCUAGCCCUACUCAAUAUGCAGGCGAGGGUGACAAAGCACGGAUAGCGUGUCAUGUGAGAAGUACUCCAGCCCCAGAGAAAAUCGUCUGGAUAUGGGGUGAAAACACUUUGGACGCUGGUUCUUCAGGGCGCUUCACUGUAAAUACUGUCAGCACAGAUGGUGGUGUAACAUCAGAUCUGAUCAUUAGUGAGACACGAGAAAAGGACUUCCAAGUCCAGUACAACUGCACUGCAUGGAAUCGCUUUGGACUCUACUCUGCCAUUAUCACUUUGAAAAAGGAAGAUUCCUUGCCUUUAAUGAUAAUCAUAAGCACUGCUGUGGGUGCUGGUGUUGCAAUAAUUAUAUUCCUCCUCAUUAUCAUCCUCCUGUGCUGCAGGAACUCAAAGAAAGCUGACCUGGCUAAGAAAGGAACUCGGUUGUCAAAAAGUGAUAUUCGUGUUCAGAUCGUGGACAGUGAUCACAGUUUAGCUCACAACAGUGAGGAAGAAGAUGUCAAAGAACCUAUGGCUGCAAACAGUGACUCUCCUGGUACUUCACGCACAGAACACAGCAACAUACUUGAGGAAGAAGAAGAAGAGAACCAAGAGCUGAAGGAUCCAACCAAUGGUUACUACAAUGUCCGUGCCCAUGAAGAACGUCAUGUCAGAAGUGGAUUUUCAGAGUACGUCCCUACUAAUUCAAGGCAGAUUUACACCCCUCCACAUGUCUCUCACAACACCAUAUACCCUCCAGGACAGUCCAAACUGUAUGAAUACAGCCACCGUUAUGCUUUGCCAGCAGCAGGAUGUGCAACGUAUGAUACACAUGAACGCAUCUAUCCACAGGAAACAAUCUAUGGAGGCUCCUCUUACCUUUCUGCUCCAUAUACCAGAGCCUUUAGUAACUAUGUUAAACCAUCCAACUAUGACAAAACUGAGAGCUAUGAACAUUCUGAUCAAGCUAGCAAAGUGUCAAGUUCCUCACGAUUUUCAUACACAUCCCUUUCUCAGAAUUCUGAUUAUGGACGUCCCACUCAGCAGAGAAUGCAGACUCAUGUGUGAUGCUGAAGCAGCCUUUGUUUGGGCUGAUGGUAAAUUCCUAAUCAUGACUUUUGACUUUUCAUUGUUAAGCAUGCUUGGAGUAACAAUUUAUCAUCAAAGGCCCACAAAAGGGUAAUGGUCAUUUCUGGGCUAAUGUAGACUUGUGAGUCACUGUGGUACUGUUGAGUGCUUCCUCAGAUCAUCUGAAACCUGCAACAGCUGAACCAGGUUUCGGGGGUAAGGGACAACUCUGGUAUCAAGAGCAAGUUCUACGAAGGAGCAUAGCUUGGACUGAAUGAGUAUGAUGCUUAAACACACAGGCCAGCUAUUGAUCUAAAAAGAAAAGACAGCGGCUGUGCCAAAAUAUUGUAAAUGGCUUUGGGGUACGGAUCCCAGUUGCUGAAAGCUGGAAUUCCUGCUGUGUAGAAUUUCACAGUUUUGUAAUGGGUGAAUCAUUGAGUGAAACUGAAUUCUCACUGCAAAUGUUAACAUAUAUUGUAUUUCUUUUUUCUAGAAAGAUGGGUAUAUUCUUUGCUAAGAUGUGGGGACUGUUCAUGGCCACACAUAACCUGUUGUAAUGUAUAGUUACAUUUUGCAGGUCUACUAAAUAUUUUAGUGAAUGGUAAAGAUUGGUAAGGGAGCCCUACUUUUACACACAGAGUGUUUCAGGGAGAGAGCUGUCCCUUGACACCGCUGAUGUUCUGGGUUUAGUUAGUGCAGCUGUUUUCCAUUUGUGUGGAAAGAAGAGCUGGGCACACUGGUUUGGAUUCAGAUGUGGAAAUAGCAACACAUACAGGCAGAUGUCGCCCUGUUUAGUCUGUCAAAAAGUCCAGAUUUUUCUGCACCUUCAUCCCAGCUGUAGAAUUACUGAAAGUGCAUGUCAGUAAUUUGCUGUACCCUGUUUUAUUAUGCUGCAGUGCACUUUCCUAACUCCAUCCCACUUCUUCAAAGCAGGUUAAUGUACAAUGGUGCUCCUUACGUAUGUUAUGCUAUAGGUUAAUAUACAGUGGCGCUCCUUACAUAUGUUGUGCUAUUUAAGAUGCAGAGAUUUGUUUGUUUCUUUCUUAAUUUUUUUUUCUCGGUUCUAGUCUGAAUCCCAAGUACACAACUUACUUCAGCGAAUGCACAACCAUGAUAAUCUGACAGUUAUUAGUUUGGUUUCUGAGCCAGUUACAUUAAACCUUCAAAUAUUUUAAUUUCAGCUGUUAUGUUGGGUGCUAAACUGUACAAUCUGUUGCUUAUUGUUCUGUUUCUAAUAGCUGCUUUUGGAUUUUUCACAGUGGUUUGUACCACUGGGCUCUACUAAGCUGUGACUGACUUACUAAGAGCAAAGCAGACAUGCACACUUUCUUGUAUUGAGUAUACUGCUGUUGACUUAAUUCUAAGCAAGUCAAUACAUCUUCUGUGCUUGAAAAAAUAUCAUAUUAUACUGCAUGGUAAACAGUUUUAUCAUCAUGUCAUAAAGUAUGGAAUUACCAAACAUGAAUACAUCAAUAUGUCAAUAAGGUUAAAGCUUUGAUAGUCUGAAACAUAGUGGCCAUAUUUUAGAAGAGCUUACGUUCCAGAGAGGAGUUAGUAGUUCUUCUGUCUACAUUCAUGGAGAAUACACUGCUUUGAAUGUAGGUCAAAGAAAGUGCCAUGUAGUAAAAUGCAGAAAGAUAUGCCCUCAUUUAAGAGAAUACAUUUGUUCAAUGGUCGAUGAAUAUCUCAGAGAUGCUUUCCGGAGAUAAAGUAAAAUAAAUGAAACAGUAAACAUACCUGCUUCCUGUAGACAGCAUGGUAAUAAAUCUUGAAAGUCAGGUUUAAAAUGCCAGUGAAAAACUUUUAUUUUGUUUCAGGACUGACCAUUCAGUUUUGCACCUUAAAAGAAAACUUGUAAUCAGGUAUACUUAAAAUAGUGCAUUUAAACAAAUCUCAGCUGGUGUUUGAGGUGGGACUCUAUCGGAUUUAUGUAAUUCCUGAGGGGCACAGUAACCUUGAAACUCAUGAAAUUAACUGUUCCUUUCUUUGAAAUUGUGUCAAGACUUCAAAGCCUCUCAUCAUAUGGUGACUUAAAAUUCUAAGAGCAGUUAACCAGUUAACAAACUAGCUAACCUCUUCUUUUUAAGUUAUCACUCGUAUUGUUUUGCUCCCUGCCCAAGCCUGUCCUGACUCCUGACUAUGCUGUCUAAUGCUGUGACUACCUCAAAACUUUCUUUUUUUCAUAUUAAAUACAUUCUCCUUUAAAAACUUCUAUUGAUUCACACAGUGUGGAUCUGUUGUCUUUAUUUGAUAUUUAGAACUGCAUUGGCCGGAUUCAUGAAAGUCUAAGUAUACACUGUCUGUAUUCAAGAAUAUCCCUUCCAAAUUGUUUGUGCUGUCUAUUCACUCAGAAAGAUUACACUAAGUGUAGAUGUAGUCUAUAUAUUGUGGUAACCUUUAUGAAUCCCCCUUCAUUCUUAAAGUUGCAAGAAAAUCAGUAGGAGCACUAAAAUUAGGAAGAAAAAAGGUGGGAGUUAUGCCUGCGUUGUCUAUUCACUCAGAAUGAUUCGGGAAUCCAGGCUUAUGUCUUAUUAAUGGUAUUACUGCUACUGUCAUUUUUAUUAUAAACUUUUAGACAAGGAAAAGUGUAUCGUCCGACUCUUGCAUCUCAUUAUAUGUCACAUUAUGUGACUUCCUUAAUCUAUAUCUCAUUAUAAUAACCUUCUCAGCAAAAGGUAGAGGCUUACUCUUAAAGUUGUUCAAAUUCUUUCUAGUCGUCAUGUGUAGCAGACAGAUGCAAGUUGUUAUGCCGAAAAAGCGGGUUGAAAGACGUUAUGUUUUUUCAGUUAUACUGCACUGAUGGAAGUCACAGUCUUCCCAUUAUUCACGUCCCACAUGCCUGCAACAGCUACUGGGUUCAGUCAUGGUCACGUGUGGCUUAAAUUCGGAUUCAGAAAAUCCCAACUUUGCCAUCCCUGAAAAUUACAGCACUCCACUUGUACAGUCUGAAGAUUUAAUGCUUGGUGAAAAACAUUUGUUUAGAUGGUAGUCGCAAAAACAGUUUGCAACAUUAGAGUGCUAACUUGCAAUUACAUCAUUUGUUGGGACUGUGACAGUCACUUCCUAAAGCUUUAUGUAUUCUGCUUUUUUCAUUUACCCUGUACCUGUCCAGCUGUAGAGCCAGUUGUUGGUAAACUUUUCUGUUGCAUUUCAUUAGUUGUCCAUACUAACUACAUAACCCUUAUGUGGCCUUUCUGAGUUUGCACACCACUGUUCAUCUAACAUGACUUUGUUAACCUUGUUAUAGUUCAUACAGAUCCCUGUCAUCUGCUAGGGUCUUUAAAUUGCUUAAGGUGAUUAUUGAGAAAUACUUUCCUUUUUUUCAUAGUAACUUUAUUCAUACUCCAAAUGUAUCCAGAAUUAGGUUUAGAACUGUAUAAUGAAAGACUUGCACUUUGCUCUGUAGUGCUUUAAGUGAAAUGAUGUCAUUUAUUGCUCAUUACAGUAAUAGAUUUCUGAUUUUUCCCCCAGUUUAAUGCUUUUGAGGAAAGCCUUACUAAUGAGAGGUGUUUGCUUUCAAAUGUAGCCUAGUGGUAAUGAUGAAGUAAAGUAACUUCUGUGUGCUGAGCAGUAUCCAUGUGGCGGGUCAUGUAGACAUAUAAUAGAUGCUUCAGUAGGUCACCGUCUGGGAUAGUGCAACUAUUCCUGGCAAAGUCAGUUUUCACUCU